Molecule: messenger RNA, 3390 nt
Organism: Sceloporus undulatus (fence lizard)
Lineage: Eukaryota; Metazoa; Chordata; Lepidosauria; Squamata; Phrynosomatidae
Product: chemokine-like protein TAFA-5
Exons: 4
Coding region: 646-1032 (128 amino acids)
Source: RefSeq, a predicted model, not a curated record
GGCAGGAGGAAGAGGAGGAAGGCGCGAGGGCGGCCCGGGGCCCCUCCAGAGGGAGCUGCUGCCCAGCGCAGCCCAGGCCCCCUGCAUCCGCGGCUGAAGGGCGGGAAGAGAGGCCCCCUCCUCCUCCUCCUCCUCCUGCUGCUGCUGCUGCUGCCAGGCUCAGGAGGACGGCCAGCCAGACCUUGGAGGACUUGGGCUGCAACUCCUCUCCCGCUUUCCCUCCUUCCUUCCUGGGCUCCCCCAGCAGCAUGGACUGAGAAGCCUUUGGUCCCAGCUCCGGGGACGGGGCUGUCGCUGGGUGUUUGGUUUGGUGUUUUGUCGGGAGAGUGCCAGGCAUUUGAGGAGGAGAGCCGGAGGAGCUGCCCCUGGCUUGCUUCCCCUCCUCCUCCUCCUCCUCCUCCUCUUCCCUGAUCGAAAUCCUUUUGGAAAAGCCCUCGCCUGAUGCAGCCGCCUGCAGCCCGGCUUGCCUUGGCUCGGCUGUCCAAGGGAUGCAGCAGCUGGGCACCGUUCCCAGCUGGAGGGGCUCCAGCCGAAGCCUGCCCUUCUUCCCCUGCUAGCCGGCCUUAGAGGAGGCUCCGGGGCCAGGAGUGGCGGGCCCUGCCUUCCCUGGGGCUGGGGGCCCAUCUGGGGAAGCCCUCUAGAAGGAUGCUGGCCGGAUGGAGAGAGCUCUCUACAGGGAUCAGCGCCGUCCUUGGUUGCCUCCUCUUCUUCUGGCUCCUCUAUUCUCAGCCCACGAAGGAAGGAAAGGAACUGGAAGUGGGGACAUGUGAAAUCACGGCAUUGGACAGAGAUAUAAGCCAUCCCAAGAGGAUGAUCGCCAGGCAGACAGCACGGUGUGCCUGUAGGAGGGGCCAAGUCGCUGGGACAACAAAAGCAAAACCUGCCUGUGUGGAUGCUCAGAUCAUUGUCAACAGACAGUGGUGUGGGAUGGAGCCCUGCGAUGAUGGGGAACAGUGCACAUUGCUAAUAAAUCGUUCAGGCUGGAGCUGUACUAGGCAACUGGGACGAAUAAAAACAGUCACGGUCUCUUGACAACAGUUGCAUAUUCAUCUGCAAGACCAACUUCUCCCGUUUCCUGUGUACUGAUGCCAGAGUUUGAAGGUCAUCUCAUCAUGGGAGGAGAGAGACAGUCAGUGACUUCACUAUGGGAUCACCCCCAUGAAUCAGGGCCCACCCUGCCUGUCUUUUCUCUUGUGCCUGCAUAUGGGACACAUAGACUAACAGAACAGUGUAUCAGGGUGGUACAUGGGAGAUUUUAUUUUCUCUCUCCCCUUUCCCCACCAAAAGGAAAUACACCUAUUUCUGGCUUAAUUUGUGGGGGUUUGAGCUGAAGUACGGUUUUCUGUAUAGAUUUUUUCCCCUGUGACAACAGAGGAUUUGCCUUGGUACCCAAGAUUUCAACAGGCCUCCUAGAUUUGAGGGGAAUGGCUGCCUCCUUGAGACAUAUGGUUAUGACAGACUGAGGCCGUUGCUAAGAGUCUGGGAUGCUCUCCAGUUGAUGUGAAGAAAAUGUUCUUUGUGCCUCUUCCUUUCACUCAUCAAAGCCCUGCCAUCCAAAGGAGGUGAGAAGACGCUAAAGGAACAUGUAAUUGCUGCCAUUCUGGACCAUUGUUUGCUAUGUCUACAGAUGAAAAGAGUUCCACAAAGACUUUGGAAGAUAGUCUGUUCAUGCCACUUUCUGGUAAAAGGCCCCUGUGGAAUGGCAGGGUGAUUGCCCUGGACCAAAAAAUGAAAUGUCUGUUUCAUGAGCUUACACCCUCCAUUUGUGUUUACAGCUUUUUAUUUAUAGCAAUUUACUCAUAGUACCUGCCCAGUCAACUGCUGAGAAUAAUUUUCACUUACCAGUAAUCAGAGCAGACUCGGAAAUUUGAGAAGCAUUGAUUUAAUAGAAUUAGUUGCAUUUUACUGUUGGUACAUUCUUACUUGAAAAGGUAUUCUUGGGAUUGAGUUUUCAUGUCUGACUUGAGAAGGUAUAAACUCCCAUCCAAUUUGUCCCUCGGGUCACAUCUGUCAGCUGGUACUAUGUUGGAAAUUACUGAAAAGUGGCUGCUUUUCCCCCAGGGCAUAACAUGAAGCAGGGUUUUUGAAAGAGCUACAUCUUUGCUUAUUGCAUCUUUACCUGAAAUAGUUAUCCCUCUUUUAGGAAUUAAAGCUGCAUCUGGAAAGCAGUUUCUCCCACAGUUGUUCUAGUGCUGUAGCACUAGCCUGAAAGUGGAAGAGAAGACACCAAUUUAGUCAGUGCAUUGGUGCUUAUUGGUAGUCUGAAUUGAGCCUUGGCUGCCACUGUGUUUUUUGGCAACCAGGAUUGGGACUGGCUCAGCUCCUUUGUCGUUUGCAGAAGAAUGAAGCACAGAGGUGAUCCAAAUCCUUGCAGUUCUAACACUCAGCUGAGAUCCUGUUUAAUGCUAUCAGAGCAAAAGCUUCACCAGCAUAAUUGUGGAGAUGGAGGCAACAGCAGUCAUGGAGGAAGGGGGAGAGGCAUAGUAUGGCUAGUACCUUCCCAGAGCUGUUCCAGUAGUCUCAGCAUAUCCUUGUGGUCAUGGAGUGAGGAGAUGAAGCUGUGCCUAUAUGCUAUUCUAUUGUGGAUGAAUGGGGAAAUGGCUUGUGUUAUGGGGAUAUGAGUUACUUCCUUACAGAAGUGUCUGACUAGUACAACCACUGGUGUAACACUUCAAGAGGAUUCUGGCUAUCAAAUAGGUCCCAGAACAAAGCACUUAUACUGCACUAUUGCAUACCCUCACAGAGUUGGAUAAACUCUAUCAAGGAAGCCACAGACCUGAGUGUGGAGGACCUGAGCAGUGCUGUUACUGACAGGUGGUCUUAGAGGUCUCUCACUCACAGGGUCACCGUUAAGUUGAAGCUAGCUUGAUGGCACUUGACAAUAACAAUACCUACAGCCUUCCCUAGUUUAGAAGGUACUAGUUUCAUACCUUGCCCAUUUAUGGCAAAGUCAUGCAGUCCCCCAGCCAAGCCAUUAUACAUCACAGUUGUCUUAAGCCACAAGUCUCACAAGACCAAAUAAGGUUAGAUACCACAGUUUAUUGACCCACUGUUUUUUUUAACAAGUUGCUGUACUGAUUUCAAUUCUUCCCCAAUCUACAAAUGACUCCUUUAACUUUUUCCAUUGUGUUUGUCUCUUUAUCCACUUUUUAUUUAAAAAAAGUAUUAAAAGUCUCCCAAGACUUGUUAGUAAUCAAUGUAUGAGAAUUAAAACUGUAGAAAGCUCAGCCUUCUUCAUCUGUAAAAAUCAAAGGUUUUGGGCCAACUCCCAACUCAACAUACUUUUUUUGUCUCAUUGUGAGCCAGUCUUUUAUGUUUCAAGGGCCUUUUCCAUUGUAAUCUUCAAAAUUUGUACCAUCAAAAAAGAAAGGAAAUAAAACUCUAACUUUA